GAAUGUCACAACUAACUGGGUGCUGGUAGGGGAGGAGGAGGAGGUGGCGUUCGCUGGCAAGUUGGGAAUUUCUUGGCAUAAUUGCAAUUUUUACAAGUCUCGAAAAAAGCCCUGGGAGGCCUGAGAGGGGGGGAAGGCCAAAGAAGUCGUCGGUGAAUCAGUGGGUGCUACAAUGACCACCUCGUCUGAGGAUGUCUUACUGGCUAUAAAGCGAGUGCGUCAGAAAAAGCAGGAUGGUAUACUCUUUUUGAUGGCAGAAAGAAUAGCUUGGACUCCUGAAGGCAAAGAUCGUUUCACUGUCAGCCACUUGUAUGCAGAUAUCCGUUGUCAGAAAAUAAGUCCUGAUGGUAAAGCUAAGAUUCAGCUGCAAUUAGUUCUGCAUACUGGGGAAACAACAAACUUCCACUUCACGAAUGAGAGUAGUGCUUUGAAGGACCGUGAUGCUGUCAAAGAUCUCCUCCAGCAGCUAUUACCCAAAUUUAAAAGAAAAACUAACAAGGAGCUGGAGGAAAAAAACAGAAUGCUCCAAGAAGACCCCUUGUUAUUCCAGUUAUAUAAAGACCUGGUCGUUAGUCAAGUCAUCAGUGCUGAGGAGUUCUGGGCCAACCGCCUUAGUUUAAAUUCAGUGGAUUCUUCUCUGCCCAAUCACAAGCAGGAAGUUGGAAUUUCUGCAGCUUUCCUGGCUGAUGUUCGGCCACAGACAGAUGGUUGCAAUGGCCUAAGAUACAAUCUGACCUCUGACAUAAUAGAGUCUAUAUUUAGGACGUACCCAGCAGUUAAACAGAAAUAUGCAGAGAAUGUUCCUCACAACAUGACAGAAAAAGAGUUCUGGACCAGGUUCUUUCAGUCCCAUUAUUUUCACAGAGACCGAAUCAGCAUGGGUGUUCAGGAUCUGUUUUCAGAGUGUGCCAAGUUAGAUGAUAAAGGACUGAAGACUAUGGUUGGACAGGGAGUUAAAAAUCCAUUAAUUGACCUAACUUCCCUGGAUGACCAAACACUGGAUGAGGGUUAUGGUGUGUCUUCUGCGCCAUCAUCAUCAGGUUGUACUAAGUCAGUUAAGGAGACAAGCAACACAGCUAUUAUUAAAAGAUUCAACCUGCACAGUGCCAUGGUGUUGGCAGCAGGCCUGCGCAAACAUGAACCUCAAAAUGAACAGAACAGUGAGACUAGUAGCACAGAUGGUAACUCCAGGGAUUCUGACUUCUUCCAGCCUCCACUGAAAAAGGUCAAGCUGCAAGAAGCUAUUGAAUACCAGGACCUAAAGCAGGAAAAUGGGAAGAAGACCAUUGCCCUGACUCUGAAGAAAUCUGAAAGGUAUUCACAUGGUCCUGUUCCAGUACAAUCCCAGCCAUAUACAACUAGCCAGGAUAUUAUUAAUUCUGUCAACUAUAUUAAACAUGAAAUGGAUAAUUACACCCCACAUCUUAAUCAUGUACUUUCCAGUAGUGCUGCUAGCUCAGCUAUCACUGCCUUGUCCCCAGGAGGGUUGCUUAUGCAGGGAGGAGCACAUCAAGCCAUAAAUCAAAUGGUGCCAAAUGACAUACAGUCAGAGCUUAAACACCUUUAUGUUGCUGCAGGAGAACUGCUCAGGCAUUUCUGGUCUUGCUUUCCGGUAAACUCUCCAUUUCUGGAGGAGAAGGUUGUGAAAAUGAAAAGUAACCUGGAACGGUUUCAUUCUAGCAAGCUUCGUCCGUUCCAAGAGAAAGUCCAGAGGCAGUACUUGAGCACAAAUCUGACAGGUCACUUAGAAGAAAUGCUACAAGCUUCAUAUAGCAAGUUCCACAUGUGGCAAUCAAAGAGAAUGAUCAGAAAAACAUGAUGUGAACUUCUUAUUAAAAUUGUUGCCUGUGGGAUUUUUGACAAAAAAAAGGAAGAGCAAGGAGGAAUUCACAAUAUUAGUGAAACAUUCUGAAAUGGCCUGUUGAAUUUCUUAUAUAUAUUUUUAUAUAAGUGAAAUUCUGCCCAAAUUCUAGUGGGAGAUGGACAGUGUUUGUUACUUCUUUUUUUUUCCAUUCUCCUCAGAAGGGUUUGCACAAUGCAGUAGAAAAGGAUCUUGGAGAGCGAGUAAAUUAAACUCUGAGAGGAUGUGGAAACUCACUCAUUCACAUGUAUCUAUAACGACCAAACUGUGAGAACUCAGAAUGGCAAUUAUUCAGUAUUUUUUUGUUCUUUUAAAUCGCAGGGACUCAGGAACUGCAAAGUGUUUCAUACUAAUAGUGCUGCUUUAUUAGAAAAAAAAAGAAAUAAAAUGUAUAGUAAUUGA
Messenger RNA from Polypterus senegalus (gray bichir), 2263 nucleotides. It is a transcript of the gene gtf2h1, whose product is annotated as general transcription factor IIH, polypeptide 1. Gene Ontology annotation, biological process: transcription by RNA polymerase II; nucleotide-excision repair; transcription by RNA polymerase I. Bases 173 to 1819 code for a protein of 548 amino acids. The record is from RefSeq and is a predicted model, not a curated record. Gene Ontology annotation, cellular component: transcription factor TFIIH core complex; transcription factor TFIIH holo complex. NCBI's taxonomy places the organism in Eukaryota, Metazoa, Chordata, Cladistia, Polypteriformes, Polypteridae. The transcript is spliced from 15 exons.